AUGCAAGCCAAACCAGAUCUCUCAACACAGAGGACGGGGAGUAUACCGUCUGAGACGUAUAGCCCUGAAGGGAGUUGUGAAAAAAUUGCCCGCCUAGAGACCGAGUUGCAGCAGCUGGGUAUAAAGCGAAACCAAUUCUACGAAGCCUUAAUGGCUUUCUUCGAAGCCUUAAUGGCUCGCCGGGCCUCGUGGCAACCAAAAGAGUCCUUCGAGUCUCCACUGUCUGUCUCUGACAGAAAGCUAGAGCAGCUUAAUCGUGAGACGGAUGACAUUCUCGGUCAGAUACGCAAGAUGACUGGCAAACCUGAGUAUUCAUCUGAGAGAAAGCAACUAUUCGCAUUGUACAUGGACCUUCAGUCUCAACAGAAUGUCCUUCUGGAAGAACAAGGAGACUCUGGAGUACAGCAGCAAAAGGAGUACGCUUUGGAACUGGAGCGGGAAAAACAGAACUUCCAGGAAGAACUGGAAUGUAUGGUACAACUCAUCAGUGAUUUGGUAGUUGAAGUCAAACUCCCCGGUCGAGGGCCGACGACUGACGAGCCAACACCAGAACCCACUACAAGCCGAAGCACGCCAGUAGAAGCCAGAAAUGACGAUGUACUCAAAGGAAAAGACGUCCAAGGUGCUGUCAGUGACAGCACUGGACAUGACGAGCAGGACGAGCAGCCAGCUGAUCUGCCAGCAAGUGAGGAUGCAUCGGCUACAGGAGCAACUCCAGAUGACGACAGCUGCGAGUCUUCCAUUACCGUUGCAGCGGAGACUGUUACUGAAAUCCAAGAAGAGGAACCCGAAGAGCCUCGACAAGAUCGACCGGGGAAGAGGAAAUAUCCAUCUACAAAGAGAAAUCGCGGAGAAACAGGUCCAAAAAAGAGGAAGGGGGCGGGAAAAUUGACUCUGGAAGAGGAGACCAAAUACCAUUUCGCAAAUAACCCGCAGAUUAAUGGCGAAAGGAAGAUACAGUUCAGCAGACUCUCUUUGUCUGCCAAUAAACUGCCACCUUGCAAGGUGGUCCAACAUCCACGGAAGCCGGAUGAGUUUUACAUACUCCACUGCUCGGAUCAUGACGCUUGGUUUGUAACAGACCCAUUCUCUAAAGCACAGAGUCACUUUGAGGAUGAACACAGAUCGUCCCAAAUCGUUUCUGCCGAACUCUUGAUCGACACAUUUGGCAUCAGGGUUCUAGACUGUACAAAGGAGAUGGUGAAUAGACACAACUCUCUGGUUGCGGCACGCCUGGAAAGCCAAGCACAGCACGCUGAGAAAAAACAAGAAGCAGAAGAAACACAUGCACAACUACAAAGCAAUCAGUCUGGCGUCGGUGGCUUACCCCAAGACACUACAUCAGCCUCGAACAUCCAGCCGCAGUUCCCUCCGGCUAGACGCUCAAGCCGGAACAUCAGCACUGGCAGCGGUCCUUUUACAAGAAGCCAAGAGCGACAGCUUAUAAGACCGGUAGUGGGGAAAAUUUACCGUGCAAGAUGGAGCGGUAUAGAACAUGCCCUCGUUAUCCUGCCGUUCGGAAGCUUCAAAGCCAUCGGACUGGAUAGUCACAUAUGCAGCACGGGCCUGCUCGAACGAUCCAGGCUCAAAUGUCACGACACAGAUCCCGAGACAAAGGACUACAUUUGGAGCAAAGGAUAUGAGGAUGGUGGGCCCAAGGAGUUCGAGAGGAAAUACCCAGUUCUUUAUUUCGACCAGCCCAUGUCUUCCUUUCCCAGGCAUGCCUGUUAUGAUUGGGUGUCGAACUCGGACCUGAGAAAGUUUGACAUCAAAGACCACCCAAAGGUUAUGUUUCCCAAAACUGUGAUUCAAUUCAUAGAGGAUCAAAAGCGUAUAGGCUGUAACAUCAAUGAUGACGAUUAUACUGAUAAUCAAGGACAAAGGACGGUAAAUACAACACCAAGUGUACCAUGCCUACGACUCCGUGAUCGCCCUGAUUCUGAGGUUGAAGCAUAUUUCACAGGAGAAAAGGGCAACGAAUACUCUCCUACUGCUGAACCCGGUGACGACGAGGAUGAUUCGGACUACGAGCCUCCCGAUAACCGACACGGCUGGCGAUUGCCAAGUGGCCGGAACCCAGCUAAUAAAACUCAAAAACCGGCGGGCGCAGCAAGGAUAGGCACAGGCACGCGUCCAGAGGGCAUCCGGGAGCACACAGGGGAUACCUCACAGACCGAAGCAGCUCAGGGCGAACAAGGAGGUAAAAGCACCGUCCAACAAGCUGGGACUGAGAAAAAUUCGAGCACAAAUACUUCUAGACAACAGGUAAACUCUUCUCCUGCGAGAACCCGAACAACGCCCGUGCCCAAUACGGAUGCCGCUUCAGCAACUACACACACCGACGACAUCACCAGUGCGCCUUCUCACGCCACCAGAGGAUCGGCCUCUCCAUCCGCUACCUCAGCUCAGCAGACCAGCCAGGAUGGGGAAUCCAGAGCGCGUCGUGACUCCAGCUUUGAACGGAAUGAACGACCAAUUCCGCCGCUGCGUCAUCAGUUUGGCACCAACUCAUCAUUUUCUCAAUCGCCGCUAUCUGCUGAAGACCGUAUCGGAUUGGAUGAACAGAAACAUCAGCGUAAAUUGCCUGGGAUUUCCUCACUUAUGAGAGAGGUCGGGCGUUAA
Pochonia chlamydosporia 170 is the source of this 2622-nucleotide messenger RNA. RefSeq lists its product as hypothetical. The transcript is spliced from 3 exons. The record is from RefSeq and is a predicted model, not a curated record. Lineage: Eukaryota; Fungi; Ascomycota; Sordariomycetes; Hypocreales; Clavicipitaceae. Bases 1 to 2622 code for a protein of 873 amino acids.